Molecule: messenger RNA, 268 nt
Organism: Acaulospora morrowiae
Lineage: Eukaryota; Fungi; Glomeromycota; Glomeromycetes; Diversisporales; Acaulosporaceae
Source: the annotation of a GenBank genome assembly
CGUAAACACAAAUUCCUACACACUUACCAUUUUCUCCACCUAUGACGAUUUGGUUCCCAUAGAACUUCCAUGGAAACCGGGUUUAUGGCGAAUCUAUUGUCAUCACGACCAACCAAUAGGAAUUGAUCAAUUUAUUGUUGUCAUGUUAGGUAACCUGUUUGAAUUAUCCGCGUGGCAAAACAUUGUGAACGACGAAUUUCGCAUAGACAAUGCGAGCGAUGAUAGAAGAAUUCUUUUACGUGUUGGCCCUUCUGUCAUCUUGCGAUAA